CAGCACAGGCUGACGGCAUGAGGCUGGAUCCGGUGCAUCUCUCCAUGCUGGUCAUCGGGGUCUCUUUCGCCUGCUACGCCCCGAGUCUCAACUCCCUCCAGGACCAGGCGUACCGAUCGGCCGUGGUCAUCGAGGGCGAGGUGCGCUCCUCCCCGGAGAACGUCUCCGCCAGCGAGCCCUACAGCGUGAAUGUCAGAGUGCUGGAUGUGUGGCCCGUCAACAGCGGCGGCCUCGAGAGGGAGCAGCUCGUGACCGUCGGGGACUUCGGCUCCGAGACGCCCUGCACCACGGUGGAGAAGGACCACAGGUACAUCUUUUUCAUGGACCCGACCGCCGAGCCGCUAGUGUUCAAGGCGUCCUACGCCCCCGUGGACGCCAGCGAGCCGGAACUGAAGAAGAAUGUGGAGAGAGUGCUGUGCGAGGACUGCGCGUCUGCUCCUAAGCUGAGGCCGAUGCGAGGCCAGUCUCUGCCGGAGGGGGGCAAGAUGUACUUGAAGUGCGAGGCGUCGGGGAACCCCAGCCCUUCCUUCCGCUGGUACAAAGACGGACGCGAACUCCAGAAAGGCAGAGACCUCAAAAUAAAAACCAACGUAAAAAAUUCAAAGUUGCAGAUCACUCGUGUCCGUCUGGAAGACUCCGGCAACUACACCUGCGUGGCUGAGAACUCAUUAGGACAAGAAAACGCCACGAGCAUAAUCACCGUGCAGAUCUUGACCACCACCACCCCAUCUCCAGGUGUGAGUCACGUGAGGCGCUGCAACGACUCAGAAAGGGCCUACUGCGCUAACGGAGGAGACUGUUUCUUUAUACACGGUUUUAACCAGCUGUCCUGCAAGUGUCCCAACGACUAUACGGGGGACCGCUGUCAAAACUCCGUCUUGACCAGUUUCUACAAUCUUUUCAAAAAUGGAUUUAUGGAGGCGGAGGAGGUCUACCAGAGGCGGGUGCUGACGAUCACAGGCAUCUGCGUGGCCUUGUUAGUGGUCGGCAUCGUGUGUGUGGUGGCCUACUGCAAAACCAAGAAGCAGAGGAAUCAGAUGCAGCGUCACCUACAUCAAAACCAGAAUCAGUUCGUGGAGCAGCCAAACCGCGUGCUGGCUAAUGGUCCCAACCACCCUGGGCCCGGUCCGGAGGAGAUCCCCAUGCUCGAUUACAUCCCAAAGAGCGUCCCGACGACAGAGUGUGUGAUCAGCCAUGGAGCUGAGGGUGCUGGCAACUAUGCAGGCAGUCGAAUGUCAACCCGCUCCCAUCACUCCACCACUGCCUCACAUGGUUCCAGACACGAGGAGCAGACGUGGAGCAUGGAGCGGACAGAGAGCGUAAACUCAGACUGCCAGUCGGGCGGGCUCUCCAGCUCCGUGGGAACCAGUAAGUGCAGCAGCCCGGCAUGCAUGGCGAGGCGGGCCGCCAACUACGGCUGCACAGGCGUGUCAGGAAUGGGGAUGCAGUACGGGGACUCUUACGACUCUCUAAGAGACUCGCCUCACAGUGACAGAUACGUGUCGGCGCUGACCACGCCGGCACGGCUGUCUCCUGUGGAGUUCCACUACCCGCCUCUGCCGCCCCAGGUGCCCACCUUCCAGAUCACCUCGCCCAACACAAGCCACGCCCUCUCCCCGCCCCCUGCUGCCGCGGCUUACCACAGAGACGACGACCAACCGCUGCUAAGAUGCCCCGAAGACGGAAGUUUAUACAGGCAGCCCAGACGACCCCGGCGGCCCUACCUGACAGAGAGCACAGGGAGUCUGCCGUCCAGCCCCUACCACCUCCCGGACGACGAAGCCUACGAGACGACGCAAGAGUACGCCUCCUCCCGGGAACCCAUCCGGAGCCGGCGCCGGCCGCGGCGCAACCGCCUCAACGGACACGCGUCCCAGCGCUCAGCGGGCUUUCGGGACUACAGCUCGCAGAGCUUCAGUCAGUCUGAGGAGGAGGAGGACGAGGAGGAAGAGGAGGACGAGGACGCUGACGGGGAGAGCACGCCUUUCCUCAGUAUGCAGAACAUGAACAUGGACCAGCCGCUGACCGGCUCGGGGUACCGCUCGUCGGCCGGCGCGGACACACGGACUCACCGCGGGCUGAGUCGGCCGAGCGCGCGCAGCAACGGGCAGAGCCGCAGCUCCCAGUCACAGCGCUCCAAAGCCGACAACAUGCCCCUUUAAGACUGGACCUCCACCCGUAAGACCUCCCCCCCCCCGUCCCGUCCCGCCACGACCCCCGCCACCUCACACACCUCCUCCCCUCCUUCCUUCACAGAACCAGUGGACUAGAGACCUGCACCUAGGAGAAAUAUUUUUAUUUUGUAUAACAGACAGAUAUUCUAAACAAAUGAAAUAUUUAUUUUCAUUUCAGCAAAAAUUGUCUACUAGCUAACAGCAAAGACUUUUUUUAUAACGGGGGGAUAUUUAUAUGUGAGGUUUUUUGAUUUACAGCAUUAUGAGAGAUGAAAAAAGGAGAAUUACGUGCCAAUUUUUUCACAAGUUAGAUAAAUAGAAUAAUAUUGUGGUGCCUUUUGCUGUAUGCUGAAGUCGGAGGUCCCAUUGAGUUUUUGUAGCUUUUCUUAUAAAGACUCCUCAUUUUUAUAGAGACCAACCCUCUUCCUUCCUAUUGCUUUGGUUUGGGUUUUUUUAAUUAUUAUUAUUAAUUAUUAUUAUUAUGUUUCGCUCUGAUUUGGGAUCUUCCUCUUUUUGAACUGUGAUCUGAUUAUGUCAUCAUGCAAUAUCGAUUCCUUCUGUGUACAAGGUGUCUGUUUACACGAGUUCGCCCCGCGCGGCGGUCCAGCCGGGUGUGCAGGGUGGAUUCCUCUGAUGAACACGCAUCUGUCAUUAGCCGCGUCCGUGUCUGCUGCCUGUCACUCAUCUUGUCGUAGUUUCUGUCGGAAAGAAGGGCGGUCAGGUGUUGUAUGUAGAGGAUCGGCGAUCUCAGAUGUCCGUCUAGAUGUUCAGGGUUCUGUCAUUACAUUAGUGUGGGUGUGGGUGUGAGAGAGAGAUUUUCAUAAAGCCUAGUUUGCGGCCCCUCACCUGACGCGUCCGCCGGUCGCCAAGCUGCCAGAAGCUCCACUGCACUGUAAGCGGCUCCCUCGCGCGAGCCAGGGAGCCGCUCGACCCGAACUGAACCCGACCAGUUCAGUUGUAAUAUCCAGCCUGACUCUGGCCUCCCGUGGACUGCCUGCCCACCUCCCCGCCCGUUUCCUAUGCCAGCAGCUUAGAGCCGCACUGUGUCUCAGGACUUUCCCCCAUCGCAUCACAGCCGAACGACUCGCAGCAGACAGCGCCUCCCCGGACCCCUCCACCGUCCCCGUCAUCCCAGUCUCAGAUCAGUCCACGCGGCCAGACCCAUACCACCGCCCACCCGCACUCACUUCCGUCGAGUUAACAGAAAGAAGAAAGGAAAAACAAAAUCAUAGCCACAAGUUUAGGGCGCUGAAGUUGGGAACGGGAUUGGAAAUUCAGAGAUUAAAAAGAAAAAAAAAAAGAUUAUUAAUAUUCAGAAAGUUGUAUGUAUGUAUGUAAGUGAGCACGUGUAGAUGUUUUGUCCAAAAACGUUGGAGGUGAAGUUGGAGAAUGCCGUUGUGCUGAGGGCACAUCCGGGGCCUUGCUAGGAAUUCUGCCGCACGCCACCCCAGCACCGAGAGGAUGACGUCAUCCCGGCUCCUUACUCCUACAGGUGCAGCUCAGAAAAUUACAAUGGUUCGCUCACUAACUCAAUUCAAAAAGUGGAACUCAUAUAUUAUGAAGAGUCAUUACACACAAAACGACGCAUUUCAAGCAUUUAGUAGCCUGGUCGUUGCCUUCUUCUGCUUCUCCGCUCCAUUAAAAUCUCGCCGCAGACAGUUCUCCCGUUUACCAGGUUUACUUCCGGUAGAAUUUCUACUGGGCCAAUCGGCGAAAAGAAUGUGAAGCUGUAAACAAUGACGUGGAUUUUGUGCGUCUAGUCUGCCUGUUAGCGACUGGGUAACAUUUAAAAUGUCAUCAGAGUCCAUGCCCAACUGAAUUUUGGUGAUUGUAGCUUAAUGCUAGCCACAAUAAGCGCCUUGUUCCGUGUUAUUUGCUUCGUACAGAGCUGUGCUGCGAAGCGAGAUCGUAAUUGAGCGGAAAUGUGCAGGAAGGUAAUGGCUAGGCUAGCUUGCAGCUAACGAGGGCCCAAAAUGUUGGUUUCCAAAAUUAGAAUAUCACAGAAAACAAUUUGAAAAGAUUUCAAAUGUAAACAUGUUCAGCUCCCUGUCGGCUGUGAAAUGUCAAGUCAAUGCUAAUCUUUGAACAACCUGUUUUAAUCCCGCUCUGAAUGCUGCUUUAAUUGGGAUCAAGGGUGUGGAGUUUACAGAGCGGAGCAAGCUACUACCUUGACAUUACCAUCUCUUUAUGUUAUUAUUUUUUCCCAUAUUUAUGGAUCAAAUACCCAUCUAGAGGUUAUUCCUUUAAGUAAUUAGUGGGCCAGUUAAUAGGAAGGUAUGGCAAGCUUCCAGUUUCGAGGAGUUUGUCUUGUUUCCAUAACGGUUGCACAUGUCUAUAGACAUGGUGUAUAAAAGCAUUCAGCAUCCAUCUUUUGCAAACAAAAAGACAUCGAUGGCAGCCAGUGAUCAAAUUGUGUAUCUCACAUGCAAAAGUGAUGCAGGAGCGUUGGCAUCAUGUAGUCAUAUGCCAAUAAAACCAACGUGCUACGGGAGUACUAUGUUAUGGCCUUCACAGUGAACUUCUGACUCGACAGUUGUCCAGCAACGACCAUCAAUGAAAAUACAAAAGGUGCUGUGCAUUUUGCAUUUCACUUUCAAGUCAAUGUCCCAGAGUUUGUAGGAAGAAUAGAGAGGCUCAGAAUCCACUCUGCUUAAGGUCCAGAGUGACGUUCCUGCUGAUGUGAGCCUGCUGUGCUUUAUCAAUUCCAGUCAGUACAGAAUGUCUCCCAUUCUUAUUCAUUUUCCCGCAGGACUCACACCACACUUUAGAAAGGGCUUACAGGGGCAGUAGCCCAGAGGCCCCCAACUUUUUUGGGGGGAGGGGUGCCCCACCCAAAAAAUUGGGGGCACCCAAAAAUCUUGGGCACCCCAAUAUAUAUUUUUUUCUUUAGUUACUGAAUGCAUGUUUUGCAAACACUACUUUAUGUAGAACACGUAGGCCCAAGAUUUAUUAUUUUUAUAUUUGAACAUUAUAAAGUAAUAGCAGAUUUGUUUGGGAACAACAUGGAGUUGUUGGCUAGAGGACGUAUUAAACCUACGAUGCAUCAGUUCAUACCUGCUGGUGUUUAGGACUACCUAUUGAUUCACUGUAAUUUGCAUUAGUAAUUGAAUAUUUCCUUAUCAGAUAGGGUACCAAAACUGUCUCCAGCCCAGGGGCGCACAUCCUUGUAAAUCCGGCUCUGGGCAGGACUUGACACCCCCCCCCCCCCCCCCCCCCACACACACACACACACACACACUUCCAGUAGUACCAACACCUGCUUUAGCAUCCAUGGUGCGACUGCACCAGGCUUCCAUCAUUCCAUCAUUCCGCACCGCAUUGCUGCAAAAGAAGUCCAGCUCAGCUACUGAAUGCAUUCACUCUGCGGUACAAGGGCAACCUUCUUAGAAUAUGGUAUUUCAGAUUUUCUUUUAAUUGGUCUUAUGGCAUAUUCAAACUUUCCAAGCAACUGAAAUUUGGUUUUUCAUUAGCUAUCAAAAUCAACAAUAACAAAAUGGUUGGACUGCAUCGCUCUAGCCUCGUUUCUGCUAGAAAUGGGCGCAAAACUCUGUCGACAUUUCUGCUCAUGUUGGAACAAAAACACCCCACAAUUUUGUAAUUGCUGUGUUUCCAUGGAAUGAGAAACGCAAUUAAAAUAACAUGUGAAUAAACUUGUUCACAUGAGUCGUUAGAAACAUGCCACUACUUCCUGUUUUCUUCUUAGUGUUUUGCGCCAGUGGUAACGUCCAGUUGUCGAUCUCAUGACUGGUGUGACGUGAAUAGCGUUCCCAUCGAGUCACGGCAGUUUUCCAAAAAUAAACCAGCUUUGAUUCGGUCAAAUAAAACAAAAAAAAUACCCAGAGCGGCAAAACGUUUUAUUUAAAAAGCGAGAGUUGUUUUGUUUUUUUUAAAAGGCGUGUUGAGCAAAUUUAUUUUCGAAAUGUGAAACUGCGCAAUCAUUGGUCAAAGGAAACGCAGCUUCUGACAGACUAUAUGAGUUUCACUAUUGAAUUCAUUUGAAUGACGUUUGAAUUUACUGAGAUGCACCUGAUGGUUUUGUCUUUUCUUUUCCAAACUUCCACGUGUUUUCGUCACGGUAGCGGGUGGCACAGCUUGGACGUGAAUUAAGAGGCGACAAAGCACACUUGUGUGGCGGUGUGUGUGAUAAUCCAGGUUAACACGUCCUCAGUUGUGAUUCCGACAUUUCGAUCGCCUGAGCUACUUUUGCUUCGUCAUGGCGCCUGACAGAGGUUGUUGUUGUUGCUGUUGUUUUCCCGCCGUCAUGUCUUCCUCUCACCCUCUUAGGACCUUCCGAAAGCAACCAGCGGAGGAGUUAAAACCCCCUCGUCUGGAACACACAGAGCAGCACACUCACAUUAGGUCGACCAAAACUCUUCCACCCCUUGGAGACUCUUUGAGGAUGAACGUCACUGUGUCCCAUAGAACUCGUUCCCCUGUUUAGGUUCCGUUUUCUUUCCUUCCACAGACGAUGCAUGGACCAGACAUAUAGAGUAUCUUUAAAAAAAAAAAAAAAAAAAAAAGACCAAAAAACAAGGUGACAAAUCCCGCUCAGAAUCCCAGUAGAGGUGAAUCAUUUGGGUAUUUCCCCCCCCCAAAAAAAAUGUUCCGCUUAUAGUUCUAUCGUAUUGUCACUGUAAUCAGUCUGGGAUUUUACAAUGUGGAAAAUCAGCAAGUGAGGAUAGUGUGCUUCUAGAGCUAGUUGAAAUGUUUAACUACUUCUCUCCCCCGUCCCCACCCUGUUUCUCCUCACCCUACACUUCCCCACCCACCUGUUCGCAUUUACACACACUGACACACACCCCAACUUUAAUACACACACACACAGAGAGAGAGAGAGAGAGACACAGCCCUUCAACGUUUGUUUGUCAAGCAGUUUGUCUUUUUUACCUUAAAACUCCCUCUCCUUUCCCUCACUUCCAGCUCCACCCUUUUCUCUCCCUCCUCCCCCCCUGCAUGUCCUAGUGGUACUGGUAGUUGGGUGCAUGGAAAAAGCAGCAAGCAAAUUGUUUUUCCACUCAGUUAAAAAUAAGAGAGAGAGAAGAAUAUUAACAAUAAACGAGUAAAAAAAAAAAAAGUCAUAAUUUUAAACAUCCAGCAAUAAAUUCCCCUUCUCUUCAUGUCCAUCAUUCUUGGAAUAUGCUAGGAAAUUUUUUGCAAGUUUUAUCAAAAACAUACUACUUGUAAAAGAAGAAAAAUCCAAAAUCACCCCUUCAUAUGGAAAAUAAAACUUUAUUCCUACAA
Xiphophorus hellerii (green swordtail) is the source of this 7415-nucleotide messenger RNA. RefSeq names its product neuregulin 2b (gene nrg2b). The record is from RefSeq and is a predicted model, not a curated record. Bases 18 to 2162 code for a protein of 714 amino acids. Gene Ontology annotation, biological process: intracellular signal transduction; animal organ development; nervous system development. The transcript has 12 exons. Gene Ontology annotation, molecular function: signaling receptor binding. NCBI's taxonomy places the organism in Eukaryota, Metazoa, Chordata, Actinopteri, Cyprinodontiformes, Poeciliidae.